This is a messenger RNA of Armigeres subalbatus, 892 nucleotides long. RefSeq names its product peptide deformylase, mitochondrial-like. Lineage: Eukaryota; Metazoa; Arthropoda; Insecta; Diptera; Culicidae. The record is from RefSeq and is a predicted model, not a curated record. Gene Ontology annotation, biological process: peptidyl-methionine modification. The transcript is spliced from 3 exons. Gene Ontology annotation, cellular component: mitochondrion. Gene Ontology annotation, molecular function: peptide deformylase activity. Bases 155 to 847 code for a protein of 230 amino acids.
GAGAACCAGUAUUAAAAUACCCCAAUGUACCUUACAAUCGUGAGUGCCUAUUUUAGUUCAUUUGUAAUCAGCUGUUCAUGUGAAUUCAUUCGUUAAAGUAAACAACCCAAAAGCACCGGACAUCGUCGUUUUUGUUGAAGUACUGUCAGCUAAAAUGUUGCCUCGGUACCUACAAAUACGAUCCAUCUCGACAUCGUCCAAGUUAGCUUCGUUCGGGCGAUGGUACCAGUCACUGUGGCAGAGCAAGACGUCGUCGAAUGAACCCCCGUACGGUCACGUAACUCAAAUCGGCGAUCCGGUGCUGCGACAGAAGGCGGCACUUGUUCCCGUCGAAGCAGUUAACUCACCGGAAGUGGCAUAUCUUGUUAAGCACAUGAUCAAUGUUAUGCGUAAAUAUGACUGCGUGGGCUUGGCGGCACCGCAGAUAGGCAUUUCCCUCAGGAUUCUGGUGAUGGAGUUUGAGGAACGGUUGAAGAAGCACUACACCAACGCUGAGUAUAAAAUUAAGCAAAUGGACACGUUGCCGCUAACGGUUUUCAUCAAUCCAGAACUGAAGGUGACAAACUACGAAAAAAUAAACUUCCCAGAGUCUUGCGCCAGCGUGAAAGGGUACAGCGGGGAAGUGCCUCGAUACGGGGAGGUUGUGCUCAGUGGGCUUGACGGUAAAGGCCAAACCAAGGAACUGACCCUGAAAGGGUGGAAUGCUCGCAUCGCGCAGCACGAAAUGGACCAUCUGAAUGGGGUCGUCUAUACGGACGUUAUGAAGCGAGAAACGUUCACCUGCUCCUGUUGGCAUGCUGUUAAUGAACACAAAGGCAGAGUGCGAAUAUCCUUCCAUCAAAAGUGAGAACGAUCAUUAAACAGGUUAGAAAAUAUACUCUUUUAAUCAUAA